Molecule: messenger RNA, 1398 nt
Organism: Seminavis robusta
Lineage: Eukaryota; Bacillariophyta; Bacillariophyceae; Naviculales; Naviculaceae
Source: the annotation of a GenBank genome assembly
AUGGUAUCUACAAGAAGCAAGAGGCUCCGCAACAAGCUGAUGCCCAAGGGAGAGCAUCAGCAGCAGCAGUGUCAGGAAUCCAGCAGUCAACGCCUUGUUGUGGUUCGCAAAUCGCUCGUGUUUCUGGCAGUCUUUGGAUUUGGCAUGGUGGCCCAAUAUCUGUGGUCCACUGGAAAAUGGGAGCUACAAUGGCUCGAUGUGGGGACAUUAUCCUCCCUUCAGAGGAAUGUCACAACCUCCACUCUGAAGGAAGAAGAAACACAACUAGUAGUCAAACAAAAAGAUACCCAAAAGAGUCCAGCCACAGAAGCGCCACCAGAAGAACCCAUACCCAUCGAAGAAAUGAGUGUUUUGGAUUACUACGCCUGUUGUGGCCUGGGACACCGCUUGUGUCGCAUGGCCGUGGCCUAUCAUGCCUCACAUUACAUCUUGGGAUUCCGAUUGAGGGUGGUAUGGGGAUACUGCGGUGAGACGGAAGUUUUCCAACAUCUCUUUCGUGAGGAAACUCCCGCCGAAUUGCAGGCAUAUGUCAAGUCCAAGGGACAGUACUAUCGGACCGACAAUGAAAUCACAGGCUAUUGGCCUCUCAAACACAAAUAUUGUGUCGCGGAAGAACUGCACGCCUACUAUGAAUUCUUUGCCGAACUCAUGGAUCGGUACCGAUACAAGGACAAAAUUCAACAAUUCGUUCAGGACAAUUUUGAAAAUCGAUUGGCCAUUGGGAUACAUGUGCGGGAUGGCAACGGAGAAAAGGGAGACUUUGCCGAGAAGAAUCGACAGAUGGGAGUCACACCGGAAGAAUGGGUGGAAAAAGUCAGUGCGCACAUUUUAAAGUAUCUCGAAACGGCCAAACAAGACAAUGGAGGCCAAGAACUACCUCAACCGGUGCUCUUUGUCGCCACUGACAAUCAAGAUUAUGUCGGUCUGUUUCGAAAGCAAUUGGUAGGGCAAAUCACCAUUGCACAGUGGGCCCCAGAACAUCAUCAACAAGCGGGAACGGGAGUCUUUUUGGGACAGGGCCAAGAAGAGGGGUUGGAUGAAGACACUUGCUUUGGCAAGUGGAAAGCCACGUUGGGCGAUAUGAUGUUACUGGCAUCCACCGAUGUCUUGAUUGCAGGACAAUUCUCCAGCUUUUCGCAAUCCAUGCCGUUGAAUGUGGUAUUGGGAAAACCAAAGGAACAAAAGAAGCUUAGUCGACCCUACUGUGAAGUCCACGGUGAAGGAAAGUGGUUUGAUUGUUACGAGGAUCAAAUGGACUGGUGUACCCAUGCCAAGCAGUUCAACGUGCUCAAAACCAACAACCAUCCGGAUUCUAAGGGAUAUCUAAGUGUAUUCGAGGCAAUGUACCAGAGUCCUAACUAUCGCAACCAGACACACAACAAGAAUGGCAACAACUAA